AUGGCGGAGUCGAAAAUCGACAUUUUCGUGGAGAAGCUUGGGGAUGAGAAAUGGGAAAUCGCGAGGAGAGCAAAUGUCGCUGUGGAACUUAGAGAUUCGAUUGAAAGCCUCUGUUCCGGGUCCAGCUAUCCCAUCUUCCUUACCAAGCUAUGGCCUGUUUUCAAGAAAGUCCUCAAGGGCGAGCCGGUGUUCAUAAACACGUCCUUCGACCAU
Molecule: messenger RNA, 213 nt
Organism: Talaromyces atroroseus
Lineage: Eukaryota; Fungi; Ascomycota; Eurotiomycetes; Eurotiales; Trichocomaceae
Exons: 2
Source: RefSeq, a predicted model, not a curated record